Messenger RNA from Carassius auratus (goldfish), 2766 nucleotides. It is a transcript of the gene slc23a3, whose product is annotated as solute carrier family 23 member 3. The record is from RefSeq and is a predicted model, not a curated record. Gene Ontology annotation, biological process: transmembrane transport. Bases 375 to 2138 code for a protein of 587 amino acids. Gene Ontology annotation, cellular component: membrane. The transcript is spliced from 12 exons. Gene Ontology annotation, molecular function: transmembrane transporter activity. Lineage: Eukaryota; Metazoa; Chordata; Actinopteri; Cypriniformes; Cyprinidae.
UUUUUUAAAGAAUGCUUUUAAGAUUUGAAGCACACUAUAAUUGCAAAUUUCUUACAAUUUAGCACACUUUUUCAAAAGGGUAAGUUUAACAGUAAUGUUACAGUCAAAAACACAGAUUUCUCCACAAGUCAUAUCAGCUUCCCAAGCAAAGCUGUUGCAAUAAUCCAUUGUUAUUUUAAGUCAAUGGGAAGAUAAUGAUUAAAAGGAGUAAUGCUGAUGAAAAACCACACGUUGCAUAACUGAGUCAAAGGCCAUCAUGUGAGGAGGAAUCGAAGAGAGAAAGAAAGAAGGAAUUUAGUUAACACUGUAAAAAGAGUGACAGCACAAAUAGUAAGGAAAGACAAAGAAAAAAGGAAAGAAAAAAAGAGAAAACAAUGGUGAAGACACAUAGAUGCAAGAAACUCUCAUGUAAAGAGCAACCUUUGGACCAAGAAUGGCAUAGAAGAAUAGAGAGCCUAGAUGUGAAUUCCAGUCCUUCAUUGAUGCUGAAUAUUGCCCUUGCACUCCAACAUGUGCUGGUUCUGUCCUCUCUGUGUGCGCUGGUUGUGGAAACACUCAUUCAGGAAGUAGACAAAGACAGAAUAGUGGCCUAUGUGUUCUUUAACUCAGGUAUAUCUACGCUGUUGCAGAGCUGGAUUGGAUCACGUUUGCCAUUGAUCUUGGCUCCAUCUUUGGACUUUCUGAUCCCUGCCUUGGCUCUGCUUUCUGCUCAGUCAGGGACUGCUGUGGCCUGCAGGGGGCAGUGCACUGAACCAGAGGAGCCUGUGGCCCCAGCACUCCCAAUAAGAGAGUUGAGAGGCAUGGCUGUGGUUGCAGGUAUGGUGCAGCUCGCUGUGGGUUUGACUGGUCUGGUUGGCUUUGCACUGGGACAUUGUGGACCAUUAGUUCUGGCUCCUCUUCUCUGCAUUCUGGGUUUUUCCAUCUACAGGGAGGCAGCACUGUUUUGUUCUGACCACUGGGGCAUGGCUGCACUGGCAGUUGUUCUUCUGGUGAUCCUGUCUCAGCAUCUGCACUACUUUCUGCGGCUGUCAGCAUUCUCCGUCUGCAAGAGACUUUCUGUACUUCUGUCUGUGAUGGUGACGUGUGGUGUCUGUGCUGCAUUGGUGCAUUGGGGACAUGUCCAUCUGAACUCUGUGACCCACAUGCUCUCAACAAAGAGAAACGCCACCUUCAUUCAGUCCAGGAACGGCCCACACUCAUCUGACUUUGUCUUUCCUAAUGACUCUGUACCCUGGCUGGACUUCCCCCUUCCAGCUCCAGCGCUCCCCCUGCUGUCUGGGAAAAGCAUUGCAGCAGGAGUGGCAGCAGGCCUGUCUAGCAGCAUUAGCUCUCCGGCUGUCUACGUGGUGGCAGCUCGGCUCCUGAAGGCUCCUGUGGCCCCAGCACAUGCCUGUAACAGGGGCCUGUGUGUGGAUGGACUGGGAAGUGUGCUCUCUGGCCUGAUGGGGGCGCCAGCAGGAAUGUGCAGCAGUGUGCCUAAUGCAUGUGUUAUUGGGCUCAGCCAGUCUGGGUCCCGGAGCAGUGUGCAGCUCGCUGGGGUGUUGUUGUUAAUUCUCGGGGUGUCUCCUCAAUUAGCUCAGAUGGUCUGCUCAGUCCCUCUGGCCAUCCAUGGUGCGGUGCUCAGCGUGACCUACACGCUUUCCGUAGCAACAGGGAUAACUUAUUUCCAACAUGCAGAUGUUGACUCUGGACGCAACAUUUUUAAUAUCGGCUUCACAGUGUUCAUGUCACUAGCACUGCCACGCUGGUUCAGACUUCACUCUAACUUCAUACAAACAGGUGUACCCAGUGUUGAUGUGUUUCUCCGGUCUCUUUUAACCUUGCCCGUUCUCUUUGUGGGGGUUUUGGCUUUUCUUCUAGAGCACACGGUUUCAGGGACUUUGCCUGAGAGGGGUCUUGCGCGACAUGAAGGCACAAAGAAGAUUCUGUCUCUCGCUGACCUGCAGCAGGGUUACAGCCAUAGUCCAAACAUGGUGUAUGACCCUCCUCCACUCGUGAUGAAAGUGCUGGACCUGAGGGGCUUGAGAAGCGUCCCGUUCUGUGCCUGCAGAAGCCCUCCUGUUGAAGAGGUGGUAGUGACAGUCCCAGAGAUGUCUAGCCUAUUACCUGACAAGGAUGCUGCUGUUAGCAGCAGCUGAAGUUGUUCACUCCAACUUCUAUUGUAGUUUUUUUGUAUUUAACUUUUUAUAAAUUGUAUUAUGUUUAUGAGUGGUACAGUUUUGUAUUACUUCAACCUUUUUGACUUGAGGACCCACCCAUUAAUCAACAAAAUGUAAUUAUUUAUUAGAUAAUUUAAGUUAGAUUGUUUUAUUUUAUUAAUAAUAUUACUAUUAUGAAUAAUUCAUUAAUAGUAAUAUAUUAAUUUGAGGCUCCUUCAUUGGUCCCAGCCGCUGGUUCAGAAUAACUGGAUAGAGUGCAUAACUUGAGUUUCGGAGGUGAAAUUGAUCAAAAAUUGAUUUUUAAUAUAAUUUUAAAGAUUUUUAAGACCUGUUUUGAGCUCCAAGGUUCUUGAUCGGUGGUAAAUGCUUUUCUUAGAAUUUGUAAUGGAAAAACUACAUUACCCAUGAUACCUUGCAGAAAAUUCCACCAAUGAGAGAGCAAGUGAGCAAACUUUGGCAAAAGAGCUCGCAGAGAACAUCCACUGCAUGAAUCAUCACAAAUAACUUAAUAUUCUGGUGUACUCUUAAAAUGGCUAAAUAAUUUAAUAUAUAUGAAUAUUUUCAGAAAAUUUAAAUUAUGUUGUUUUAUAGCUAUAAUAAAAAAAAA